AUGGGCCUGCGUGACGACCUUCUCCGCGGCAUUUACGCCUAUGGCUUUGAGCGCCCGACCCCGAUUCAGCAGCGUGCGAUCAAGCCGCUCUGCGCUGUGCGAGACACCCUCGCGCAAGCCCAGUCCGGCCAGGGCAAAACUGGCGCUUUUACCAUCGGCACCCUCCACACUCUCGACCUCAACGAGCGCGACUGCCAGGUGAUCAUUCUCUCAAACACGCGCGAGCUGGCAAAGCAGACGGCGGAGGUCGUCGCGGGCCUCGGCCAGUACAUGAACGUGUCGAGCAUGGCCUGCAUCGGCGGCCAGGCGAUGCGCGAGUCCAUGGAGGCGCUCCGGCGUGGGGUUCAGGUCGUGGUUGGCACGCCUGGGCGCGUGCUCCACAUGAUCACAAACGGCGCGCUCCGCACCGGCCGAGUCCACUACCUCAUCCUCGACGAGGCGGACGAGAUGCUCAAGGAGGAGCGCGGCGAGGGUGGCUCCUUCAAGGACCAGGUCCACAGCAUCUUCGACACGCUCCCGCCCUCGGUCGCGGUGGGCCUCUUCUCUGCAACGAUGCCGGACGAGGUGGUCGCGCUCUCCAACAAGUUCAUGCGAGAGCCCAUCCGCAUUUUGGUAAAGCGCGAGGCCGUCACGCUCGCGGGCAUCAAGCAGUUCUACAUCCACGUGGGGGACCGCGAGGAAUUCAAGCUCGAGGUCUUGCUCGACCUGUACGAGACAAUCACGAUCACGCAAGCCAUAGUCUUUGCCUCCUCCCGCAAGCGCGUCGAGUGGCUGGCCGCGCAGCUCAACGAGCACGACUUCGCGUGCAGCCAGAUGCACGCCGACCUUGACCAGCGCGAACGGCAGGCGACCAUGCGCGCGUUCAAGACAGGCGCCACGCGCAUCCUCAUCAGCACCGACGUGCUCGCGCGCGGCAUCGACGUCCAGCAGGUGUCGCUCGUGAUCAACUUCGACCUGCCCCGCGACCGUGAGAACUACAUCCACCGCAUCGGGCGCGCCGGCCGGAACGGCCGCAAGGGCGUGGCGGUCAACUUCAUCACCACCGACGACGUGCGCGCGCUCCGCGAGAUCGAGCGCUUCUACUCGACAGAGAUUGACGAGAUGCCAAAGAACAUUGCCGAGAUGAUCGGGUGA
Messenger RNA from Emiliania huxleyi CCMP1516, 1134 nucleotides. RefSeq lists its product as hypothetical. The transcript has a single exon. Gene Ontology annotation, molecular function: RNA helicase activity; ATP binding; translation initiation factor activity. Gene Ontology annotation, biological process: cytoplasmic translational initiation. The record is from RefSeq and is a predicted model, not a curated record. The coding region runs from base 1 to 1134 and encodes 377 amino acids. Lineage: Eukaryota; Haptophyta; Isochrysidales; Noelaerhabdaceae. Gene Ontology annotation, cellular component: cytoplasmic stress granule.